Neurospora crassa OR74A is the source of this 1097-nucleotide messenger RNA. RefSeq lists its product as hypothetical. The record is from RefSeq and is a predicted model, not a curated record. The transcript is spliced from 4 exons. The coding region runs from base 189 to 971 and encodes 260 amino acids. Lineage: Eukaryota; Fungi; Ascomycota; Sordariomycetes; Sordariales; Sordariaceae.
GGCUGUGUUCCCGGUUAUGUAACGGGCGGAGUUUGGGGUCUGGAUAGAUAUUUAUGUUAAGAGCACUCGUCUCGAGUUUUUGUCAAAGUCAGCUGAAGCUUGGUCACUCCGUUUGAAUACCGCGGUCCUUCGCAUUUUUGACUUUUUGCACACCACUCUCAAAGAUCUACAAGUCAACUUUGUAUAUCAUGGCGGUCUCAUACCCCCAAAUCGUGCUCUUUGGCGAUUCCCUGUUUCAGGGUGCCGCAAGUCUUGAGGAUGGUUUCUGUUUCCAAGCCGCCGUUCAACAGCAGGUUCUUCGCCGAUUUGACAUUGUUAACCGUGGUCUCUCCGGUUACAACACCUCCAAUGCCCUGAAGCUCUUGCCCCAGAUCUUCUCUCCGCCGGGUCCAGGCGUGCCCAAGCUUGCCUACCUUUUCGUCCUUUUGGGUGCAAACGACGCCGCCCUUCCCCAGCCUGUCAAUAACCAGCACGUCCCUCUAGACAAGUACAAGCAGAACCUCGUCUCUAUCAUCACCCACUCCAACAUCACCGCCCACAACCCCAAGAUCUUUCUCAUCACACCACCACCCCUGGACGAGCUGAAGGCAUCCGAGGUCGAACCCGGCGUCCGCAAGCACCGCGUCAGCGCCUCUUACUCCGAGGCGGUCCGCCAAGUGGCCGCUGAACACUCGGUCGGCUUGAUCGAUCUCUAUAAGGCUGUCAUGGACUACGCCAUCUCCAAGACGCCCGGGUUUGACAGGUCCAAGGGUAAUCUGGGUGAUCCCGAGACGGGAGAAAGGGGCCACCUGAAGAACUUGCUGCCCGAUGGGUUGCAUUUGAGCUCAGAGGCAUACAAGUUGUUGUACGAAGCCGUGAAGCCGCAUCUGGGUAAGGAGUGGGAGGGGACGGACGCUGCGCAGAGGGUUGGCUAUGUGUUGCCGGACUGGAAGGUGGCGCCUUGGUUGGAGGAGGAUGUGUUGAAGCCUUGAACUUGUACUAGCUAAAUAUCAUAUGUGGUCGUUGGCGAAGAAAUAGUGCUACUAGAUUCUGCGGGUCAAAGUUCAGAGCAGUCCGAUCCCAUUCCAAAUUGCAAAGUUGAUAUCAUUUAAAGAAUC